AUGGCAAUGCUCCUGGUCUUCAGUUUUCUGCUCUUCCUAUGCUCUAGCUGUGAUAGGUAAGGUCUUGCUCAGGAUACAAUGUUAGGGUGCAGUAAAGGCACGAACAGGAACUGUGUUGUUGGACCCCUUAGACAGUGACAGCAUCUGUGUGUGUGUGUGUGUGUGUGUGUGUGUGUGUGUGUCUGUGUGUCUGUGUCUGUGUGUGUGUGUGUGUGUGUGUGUGUGUGUGUGUAAAAUCAAUAACGUGUGACCUCCACAAAAUCAGGACCAGCGGAACAUAGCUAACUCCCCAUGGUAAGUGUAAGAUUGUCAGGGGUGGCUGUCUAAUUUUGUGUUAUGCCACAAACCCCAUGGCAGCCAUUUUGUGUUCUGCCAUCCUCCUUCUGCCCCCAAUAGCAGCUGUUUUGUGACUGGCUGUUUCAGCACACACUCCAAAUUCAAAAUGUGCCCCCCCCCAAAGGAUGGAAACCCUCAGCUUGGGCAUCAGGCAGCAACCACACCAAAUAAAGAUUGUGGUUAUAAUUUCAUAAGACACAAGUGUUUAUGUUUAAUAUUGGAUGCUGGGGGUCUAAAAUGAGUGUCUUAAAAUCAAGGAAUGAUUAUGUUUUCGUGAACAAAUCCAAGAGACAAAGUUCAGUUUUGCUAUACGUUUGAAUUUGAACCAGAAUUAAUAUCAAUCAAUUUUGCCUGUUAAUGAGACCAGCAUAUAGUUCAUCAUGCAUAUUAAUUAUGGCUGCCCACUUUGCAUUGCUGAUUAUUCAAACAACAGAGGCUAUGUUCAGCUAGAAAUAUCCAUCAAAAUAAAUAGCUUUGCCCUUUCCCUUGUUGUUUACAUAAAAUAGCAAGAGGGGGGGAAAGACUCUGAAGCUGCUGUUGAAUUGGAACUGACUAAAAUAACCCCGAAGAAUGCUUACCAAAGUUUGUGACUGAUAACUCCUGCCCUCAUUUGCAUGCUCUAUCCCUGAAGUCUCUAAGACACUUCCAAGAGGAUGAAAACUAAAGACAUUUUUGUAAGAAUCGGUCUGCUGGGUAUUUCUAACAAGCUAUGCAAAUUCUAAUGCCAGACAUUAUCUGGCAAUCAUACUUUAAUAAUUUAGCAUGUUGUUAGGCUGGAUUUGGUGUCAGGAUAUUUGUGGAGCAGGUACUUGCUGAGAAGUGCAAUUAAACUAAAUCCCUUCCUUCCUAGAAAAGUUACACUGAUGCUAUUGAUAUAAUAAUGGGUGACUUUAAAAGCAGAUGCUUUGUCAGAAAAGCUUCGGGGAGCAAAUUAGUUACUGCGUACAUGAAUCAUAUUGUGUAUUGCAUGGGCAGCAUCGUGGAUUUUAAAUGGCAUAAUUAGUCUGCUUUCAGCGAAAUAAAUUUUUAGAAGUGCAGCUACAGUUGAGGUGGGAUUUGCCGCUGAGUUCAGAAGGGUGGUGAAAUGUAAAUAUCUUGCUUCUGAAACUCUCAUGGAAGGGAACUUUGUGCCCUGUAUGUUUGCAGCAACUUCCUUUGGUAUUUAAAUGCAUGUCCAGUUGAUUUCAGGAAGGUGUUAGUUGGAUUGGGACCAGCAAGUAGUCAUCACCAACACUAUUGUUUGAACUGCUAUUUUAUUUUAACAAUGUACCUAAAUCUUCGUUUACAUUAAAGGGAGAAGAGACCCAAACACCAGAAUGGGGACCAUGAGAAUCUGAUGAAUGUGGUAAAAAUGAAUCUGUCACUUAUUAUUGAAAGUGUUUUUUCUGUAGUUCAUAACAUAUAAGAGGAAGACUAACAUAGGAUACCAUUAGCUAAAAUAGCAGUGAACCUUAAGACUAAUAAUCCAUUCAUUUGCUGAUCAUUAUUUGAACAAACAAUAGUUUAGUGUUACUGCAUAUGUGAACCUUAUUUGCCAUAUUGGCCUGAAUAUAAGCCACACUUUUUUACAAAUUUGGGCUGUGAAAAGUUAAAGUGCGGCAAAGCAGCUCGGCUCCCCCCCACCCCCCGAAGCAGGACAGGAGUGCAGGGCAGAGUAGCGCCGCCUGCCCGCCGCUCCCAGCCACCAGAAAGAAGGAGAAAGGGAAGGAGGCCGCUGGCAAAGUGGUGUGGCUCCUCCCCUCAGGAAGCAGCCCGGGUGUGGGGGGCAAUGGCACACAGCCUGCCCUCCACUCCCAAGCCUCCCCCGGCGCUGGCUUGGGGAGGUGGUGCCAGGAAUGCCGUAGUGCCACGAGGCGGGCCACAUCCACAAAUAAGCCUUGAUUUUUAAAGGUGCGGCUUAUUUGCGGUGUGGUUUAUAUUCUGGCCAAUACGGUACUUACCUCAGAAGAUUUAUAAACCUCUUGAUCAAAGAAAUCUCCAAGCAGUGUAUAAAUAAAAUUGUAAAUAAAACACUGCUAAAAUCCACAAACCAAUUAAAAACAAAUAUACCUAAAACCACAACCAUUACAAAGAAAUGUAGGCAACUAAAUUUUUCACAGGUGUCUAAAACAGUAUAGAAGGCAUGAAAAUUAGAACUUAUUCCAUAACAGUCUUCUUCUUCGGCGAUCCUUCGUAGCCAAGUAAGAUUGUCUUCCAUAAACACAGUUUUAACAGUGAUCCAUAACAGUAAUUGCUGAACAAUAACUCUUCCCAUAGCUGGUUCAAAAGAUAUGCUAAUCCAUUCAUUUUGCUUUGCAGCCUUCAGAUAAGGAGGCAUUUAGCCACUCCGUCACAAGUCUGGCUACAGAUCCACUUGCCAGCAGUGAACAAAAUGGAGGACUCAGUAAUGGUGAUGGUAAGAACUGACUUAUCAUUUAUUUGAUUUCACAGCACUCACAACAGCAAACGGGCACCAUGCUUAGUGAGAGAUAAAUGUGGAGGUAACAUAAAAGUUCUAUCUGUGUUGUUCAGUCUGUUAUUUAGGUUAUCACUUGGUGCUUCCAUUAUCAAUCAAGGAACAUGAAUAUGUGAAUUAGUCAAGAGAGAUUAGCAGAUAGUUGAAAUAAAUAAAUGAACCAACUAUGCUUAAAAAGAUAGGGAUUUUGUUGGUAAUUGUGUUGUGAUUGGGUAUGGGAAAACAAUAUUCAGGGAGACAUCUAUUUGUUUGCAUAACCUGUAUACAUUUCAUUGGCAAUUGUAGUAAUUUAUCAUAUGCUUUUUAAAUUAGUACCUCUAGGUCAUAUGUUUUAAGAUAAGAAAUGCCAGCGUACACAAGUGCUCUUACAUUUCAGUCUCUGAAACAUACUACUAAAUUAUAAUUGCAGUGCUAUCCUGAGGUAAAAUUAACACAUUUAUAUUCUUGGUGAACUAGAUAGCUAUAAAAAUCCUUAAUGAUUCAGUUCAAUCAUUGUGAAGGUAAUUGAAAAGUGAGUGAGUCUUCCUGCUUGGCUAAACAUUUGAAAUGAGUGUAACUUAAAAAAAGUAAAAUGCUGAAAGCUUUUAUAAACUAGAAACACAAAAUAAAUACAUUUAUAUUCUGUGUCUUCCACAGCCUGGUAUAUUGGACUGACCUCCCUCUAACUAUUAAAUUUUAAAGAUACAUGAUAGCUUGAAAGAAAGGAGGAACAGGUGUCAGACAGUGAAAUCAGUGGCAUGCACAAGGCCUGCCAAGAGUUUGUUUUUCAGAAAGAGAACUGCACACUGGUAACUCUUUUUAGUUACUUGUUGUCUUCUCAGGUUCCACAACCAUUGCUGGAAACUCAACACUUCCAUGCCAUUGAAGAUCUCUUGUAGAAGGAUAUUCUCCCUCUGCACCAGUAAUUAAUCACAUGAAUGAGCUCCACAAAUUGAAAGGGACAGUGGAGCUGAGCAACUGGCCCCACCACUGAGCUCACACAGCACUAGACCCCUUAUGUAUACAAGCUGAAAUGGAUGUCUACGUAGGCUUCCAUGGGAGCUGUACAAUCAAGAGUUUCGGAUUUUGUGGAAGCGUACAUUUGUGGGUAUCCCCAGCUUAGAUAACUAUACUUGGUGCAUAUUCUCAGGAUAUUGGGGUAGGGAGCCAGGGAGCCUCAUUGCUACUUUCAACAUGUGACUCAACAAGUGAUGUGAUUGUGUGAUUAUUUCUUCACAUUGUAUUCAUUUCAAGGGCUCGUUCCUCAGCUCUCAAACACACGUCCUUCCCGCCAAUGCAGUUCACAAAACAAUACAAGGCAACUAAAAAUAAUAAUACAUUAACAACAAAGUUCAGGCCAAACAGCAAAUAAAAACAGAAGUAGCAAUUAAAACAUUAAAUAUAUGCCUAAGAGAAUAAAAUUACCUUGAGAAAACAAAGUCACCCCUGAUUUGAGGUUACAUUUGCACUAUACAGUGGUGCCCCGCAAGACGAAUGCCUCGCAAGACGGAAAACUCGCUAGACGAAAGAGUUUUCCGUUUUGGAGGUGCCUCGCAAAACGAAUCUGCUAUGGGCUUGCUUCGCAAGACGAAAAUGUCUUGCGAGUUCCUGGGUUUUUUUUUUCCUUUUCCCCCUCUUUUUCUAAGUCGCUAAGCCGCUUAUCUGCUUAUCCGAUAAGCUGAUAAGCUGCUAAAAGCCGCUAAAAGCCGCUAAAAGCCGCUAAAAGCCGCUAAUAGCACCAAUCCGCUAAUCCCGUCAAUGGGCUUGCUUCGCAAGACGAAAAAACCGCUAGACGAAGAGACUCCCAGAACGGAUUCUUUUCGUCUUGCGAGGCACCACUGUACAUUUAAAGUAGUAUCAUACCACUUUAAACAAUCAUGGCUUCCCUCAAAUAAUCUCGGGAACUGUAGUUUGUUAAGCGUGCUGAGAGUUGUUAGGAGACCCCUAUUCCCCUCACAGAGCUACAAUUCCCAAACGUACAAGUGGUACACUUGUUAAUUGCAGUAGCAUGGCCAACUAGGUGAUGGUAGUUGCAUAGAAGUCACAAUAACUUCGAAUUCUAUAAUAUCUGAACACAAAAGGUUCCCUUAUUUAGGUAAUAAACCAUUGUCUUCUGACAAUUUUAUGCACAUUUCUUGCCAAGUGAUGCUGUAUCUAAAUUGCAGAGCCUAAAGACGAUUAAGAUGUCUAGGAAGGGGUGUUUCUUCAGCCUUGCCUCUUCUCUUUCCUGAGGGUUCUUUUUGACGAGAAAAUCACCACCUUUAGUUAAUCAAGACAUUAUCUAAUACAUGCUUCAAAGAGAUCAAACUUUCUGUGCAUAAUCCCUAUUAAAGGGGCUUACUUUGUUGUAGGUAGGAGUAAGAGAGGAUCUUGUAUAGUUGUUGCUUUCAUCUUUGCUUGACUUAAAUACUAGACUGAAAGAUAUCACAGGUUAAGCACCAGUGGAGGCAGGCCCAUUAGGGCAAAUGGGGCACCAGCCCACCAACUUUAGCCUGCUCUUAGCCAGUCUCCAUCUGCCUCCCUUCUAAUAUAUAGCCAGAUCUUAGCUUUGUACUUCUGGAACUCAGCAGGGAGGAAGAUGGAGUGCAGCUGGUGCAGAAUUUGGCAGCCAGGUUGCACAAGACAGUUUGAGUAUAUUACACCAAUCCUGGCCUGACUUGUACUGGCUGCCAAUUAGUUUCUGGGCCCAAUUCAAAGUGCUGGUUUUGUCCUAUAAAGCCUUCAAUGGCUCAGGACCGCAGUACCUCAAGGACCACCUCUCCCCAUAUGAACCAACCCAGACCCUACUAUCAUCAUCUGAGGCCCGUCUUCGUGUGCCUCCUCUACGAGAGGUUUAGAGGGCGGCAACAUCAUAACGGGCCUUUUCUGCAGUGGCUCCCUGUUUGUGGAAUGCUCUCCCCAGGGAGGUUCAUCUGGUGCCUUCAUUAUACACCUUUUGGAGCCAGGCGAAAAUGCUCCUCUUCAACCAGCCCUUGGGCUGAUUAAUAUUCUACAGCCUUUUAAAUGUGUUUGUGAGAGGUAUUGUUUUGUUGUUUCUGUUGUAACUAUUUUUUUGUGCUUUUAUCUUGUAUUUUUAUCUUGUGAACUGCCCUGAGAGCUUUACAUGAAAGGCAGUAUAUAAAUCUAAUAAACAACAACAACAACUAGAAUCAGUUGAUUCCAGGUCCUGUUAGUCUCCUUCCCUUCCACCCUAGCAGCCCCAGUGAGCACCAGUCACUGCUGGUUAGCAGACAUAAUCCAGUGUAUCUGAGGACCUUGGUGGAUAUUUUUUUUCCUGGAACAGGAUAUUCUUUUUUAAGGUGUGACCCUUCUGGUUUCUACAAUGGAUGUUAUAUUCUGCACUUACAUUAAAGGCUCAUGUUGCUCAUAUUAUGUAUAUUCCCCCCUCCUUAGUUCUCUCAGAAGAUAGCACAGCUGCUUGCAUCCAGCCUUAUGAAGAAGUGCAAACCUCUGCUACUGACCUCCUGGAUCAACAGGACAGUCAGGGAAGAUCCUUAAAAUGUCAUCAAAGCAGGGAGCUACCCAGAAUUCCUCCCAACAAUGCCAUAGAAACUAUUCUGUCUACAAGAAAUACAGAAAACGAUCAGGGUCUAGGUAUGGAGGGCCCCUACGAAGUGCUGAAAGACAGCUCCUCCCAAGAAAAUAUAGUUGAGGACUGUUUGUAUGAGACGGUGAAGGAGAUAAAGGAGCUGGCAGCAACAGCUAGCACAGAGAAGAGCUGCGACAGCAAGCCCAAAGCUGCUGUGAUGGUUAAUGGGAACCUCGAUCAUGUUGCCGAGCGUAAAGUUGAAUCAGCUGAGUAUGCCUCCGUGGACAGGAAUAAAAAAAGCCGCCAGAGUGUUAAUUCGGAGAGUCCUCUUAGCAACACCCCAGACCUGGAAGAUGAAGCUCCGCCUCCAGUGCCUGCGAAACUCCUUGAUGAGAAUGAGAAUGAGCAGGAGAAAGGAGCCAAGGAAGAGGAAGAGGUGGCAGAAGGGCCUAGUGAACCUGACAAGGUAUACCUUAUGUUGCUUAAUCAUUUGCAGAAGAGCAUGCCACUGUAUUGAGACCUGCUCAUGAUGUCUAUGUGUUUGUCAUAGGACAUGCUGUCCUAUAUUAAUAAAUAAUGGAAAUAAGGGUGAAAUAUGUUCAUUAGUCAUAGGAGUCAUAGGAGUUUUCAGGUGUUUCCUGCUGACCUUCUAAUCAGACUUCCCAGCAAACAGGACCAUUCAAUAAAUUUCUGGCAUUUACUGUAACUUUUGAUUCAAUAUUGUGUUUGUGCGCAUGCAUGGAUGUUCAUGCAUGUACACAAGAGUGAAAUAGUGCUGUAAUGUAGGUGACUGUAUGCAUUUUGCGGUUAUUUUGCUAGUAUGAAAACAACCAUUCGUAAAUGUGUUUGCAGAAAUGUAAAUGGUUAUUUUUCAUCAACGUCUGCUACAUCCGAUGCAUUAUUCUACACAAAAAGUAGAAUAAAAACAACAACAAUCCUGGCCCCCAAACCCCUGAUCCAAGAAAGCCCUAGCUUCAUUCUGAUUUUGAGAAAAACCAAAGGUUUUUCUCCACUUCCACCCAGAAAAGCCCAGCUGCAUUUUAUGACAUCAUUUAAAAUUAAAUAGAUUUUUUUAAUUUUCCCAUCUUCCAAAUCUUCUCUCAGGCCUGUCAGCCUGUGUUCCUUUCAGAUGUUGUUCAUAAAACCACUUCCUUGAAACUGACUUCAGUGGGGCUUCCUGUAACCUCUGAAUGGCACACAGCACUUUUGAAGCUGCAUUCUCUGGGUGCUUGUCAGCUGAUUGGCAGUGAAGGUGUGCAUUCAAAUGAGGUUACUUUCUUUGAACUUGGACAGCUAUCAACCAUCUGCUGUCAGGUGAUUCCCAGAUGAGUGCUCACACCCACCAGUCAAAGUUUGCCCACAGGGUUGGGGGAAUUACGGUAAUUUGGGCUCUGACCUACCAGCUCUUCCCCAUCCCUGGAAUAUAUAUCCCAUGAGGCUAAGAAGUGGUAGGUACUCACUCUCUUUAUGUAAAAAUGCCUUUGGUUGUUGUUGUUUUUCCAAAUUUGCCAGUUUUGAGUAUUGUAUGUUGCCUGUCUCAAACUACUGAAAUUUAAAUUAUGUCGACCCAUCCUCAAAGUUUUAACUGAACAUUUAUAAUAGCUUAGUGACAACAUAUUUUUAAGGCCUUUUUUGAAUGGCUGGUUUUAUUUUUAUGCUGCACAAGGUAGAAAUCCUAAAGAAAACUGUGGUAAAUUAUGGUGAGAUAAAUUAGUUGUUGCAGUAAACAACUAAUUAUUUCUUCGGAGUUUUUUAUGUGUUGCCUUGUAGGCCUCAGUAACUGAACUGAACCUACCGAUCUUUCUAAAACUAAAAAAUAUAUAUUAAUUAUCCAGUUAUGGAAUGUAGGUGUAUUGGUAUGAUGCAUUGAAAAAUCCAAAGGAAAAUAUUCUGAUUGGCCAAUCAGCUUCAUUUUAAUUGUGUACAUACAUGGACUUCUGCUGACAUAGUCAUAUUUCAGUAAAAGUUUUUUAAAAAUCUAGUAGAACUGGACUGAUAAUGUUGCUGAUCACCCCUCCUUAUGCCGCUCAAGCUCAUAACAAACGUUUUGCCGCAUCUAAAAGCUCUACUUACCUUACAGCUGUUUAUCUCUGAAACUGCAGUGUGGGUUUUAGCUAAUGUUGAAAUGCAUGAGUAUGAAAAUGACCAGUUAUGAUGUACUAAUUCCUAGAGGCAGGGUGCCUAUCACUGCUAUCUGUUAAUAAAGCUUAUUUUCCUGUCUCUUUCAGAGGCUUAGUUCACUGUCCUACAAAUCUCGAGAAGAAGACCCAUCUCUUACAGAAGACGAGGUGAGUUUCUUUCUGCAUGAAAUUUAAUAAUUCUGCAUAAGUGCUGCAUCAUUAAGAAGGUCUGAGAAUGGUGGGCAAAUCUGUGCAGUAAAAGAUGCCCCCCCUCCAAUGCAAAGGAUUAUUUUUGUUGGGCGCACAUGGAAAUCUGAAAUCUGUAGCAUUUUCCGUGUUUUAUAGUGAAGCAAGGCAUUCUCUGUAAGAGGGGCUCGCCUCUGGCAAUUUAAGAAGCAUCAGCCUGGUACAGAAUCAUAGAAUUGUAAAGUUGGAAAGGACCCCAAGGGACAUCUAAUCCCCCCCCCCCCCCGCAAUGCAGGAAUCACAACUACAGCAUCCCUGACAGAUGGCCACCCAGCCUCUGUUUACAAGCUUCCAAUGAAAGAGUCUACCACUUUCCCAGGAAACUGUGGUUUAAUCUCUUGACUUCAAACCAUGAUAUCAAAACUUGGAGGAAGCCCACAAACAUGGUGCUCAUCCUUAAUCCAACAAACCAUGGUUUAUUGGGCCAUAAAUGUUUAUGACUGAUUCAGCCUAUAUACCACAGCAUAUUUCUCAGUGAAUAAUGAAGCCAUAGUAUGAACAAUCAAUGUGCUAUUUUCAUGUAUUUAAUUCUUCCCCUUUCCCACCCUCCUCUAGAUUUCAGCAAUGUACUCUUCUGUAAACAAACCAGGCCAGGCCACCAGAGCACUGGAGUCUACAUACAACUGCAUUCCUGAAAUUGUACCUCAGAAGUCACCAUCUAUUUGCAGUGGUCUUUAUGCCAGUGUGAAGGACUUGGAAAAUACCCCAAACCUUACCGCCAUGCCUCAGUCAACAGACAGACUAAAUGGGGAAUUAGAGCCAGACUAUGAAGCGAUUCAGACUAUAAACCGUGAGGAAGACAGAAAUGUUUUGGUACUGAACAACAGCCAAUCAAUCCUCCCACAAGAGAAUGACUAUGAGAGUAUUGGGGAUUUGCAACAGACCAAGGACAUCACUAGGCUUUAA
Molecule: messenger RNA, 9571 nt
Organism: Podarcis lilfordi (Lilford's wall lizard)
Lineage: Eukaryota; Metazoa; Chordata; Lepidosauria; Squamata; Lacertidae
Source: the annotation of a GenBank genome assembly